Messenger RNA from Sinocyclocheilus grahami, 1117 nucleotides. RefSeq names its product proheparin-binding EGF-like growth factor. Gene Ontology annotation, molecular function: epidermal growth factor receptor binding; growth factor activity. Gene Ontology annotation, biological process: positive regulation of cell population proliferation; epidermal growth factor receptor signaling pathway. The record is from RefSeq and is a predicted model, not a curated record. Lineage: Eukaryota; Metazoa; Chordata; Actinopteri; Cypriniformes; Cyprinidae. The coding region runs from base 91 to 759 and encodes 222 amino acids. The transcript is spliced from 6 exons.
CCCCCACACGCGCAUUGAGUCCAGAUCGCGGACGGUGCUUGAGGCAUCAAUUUCUGAUCCUGUAAUAUCUCGGAUUCUACUAAAAGAAAUAUGAAGACGUUACGAAUUGCGAUCUUUCUCGUCCAUUGUCUCGUGUUACUCAAGGUGUGCAGUGGCGCCUCUGUGGACAGGUUUGAGAGUGCCAAACCCAGAACAACAGUGGUCAGCCUCUUUCACACCCUAGAGAAAACAAACCCGACAGGGCAGCAGGUGGACAGAGGGACGAAUGUGUAUGAAGAGCAUGAUUAUGAUGAAGAUUAUGAUCUCUCUGUGGAUUAUGACUCAAACCAACCAAGAGUGGCAUUUUCCACCAAACCCAAACAUCCGUCAGCGAUUCCCACUACUGAGAAGAAGACAAAAAAAGGAAAAAGGAAGGCCAAAGGAAAAGGCAAGGGAAGAAAGAAGAACCCAUGCCUGGAGGAAUACAAAGAUUUCUGCAUUCAUGGAGCGUGUCAGCAUCUGAAGGAGUUGAACACUCAUUCUUGUGUAUGUAAAGCAGGAUACUCAGGAGAGAGAUGCCAUAUAUUCACGCUACCAGUUAUUAAGAAGGAACAGCGUUACAGCCGGACCACAGCUCUAGCGGUCAUAGCGGUGGUCCUGUCCCUCAUGUGUCUCGCAGUUAUCGCUAUUCUGCUGGCACUAAGGUACCACAAAAAAGAUGACGCUGAUGUAGAAAGUGAAGAAAAGGUCAAACUUGAAGUAACGUCAGUGCAGAAGUGAUAAGGGAAGAAAGGAAGAAGAAACCCAAAAGGACAUGUGACCCAUGGAUAGAUAGCACUGAGGACUGAGGAGUAACCAGGGGCACAAAUACUUUUCAAAAAUUCGUGCCCCCGUUCAAAUUGUCUUACAGUCAUGGCGGCUGUCUACACUGGCAUGAAGGAUGUUUUGAACGCUGCUUCCAUGUGCAGUACAAUGUCCUUUUCAACCUAUUCUCCUUGUGGAGAACAUACAGAGAGGACUGAACCGGAUGAAUGUGUGGCAACUGUAAUCAAGUUCCUUUUUUUUAUUCGUUGCUUUAUUUAUUUAUUCUAAAAAGGAUAUUUCUGGUUUCUCCCAUCAGGUUAAAUCUAUAGUACUG